CUUGAGAUGAGCCCGCCAAUGCGUCAGUGUGCAGUUUCCGUUUUCUGACAAGACAGGAUCGCCGCGACUGGCUGCCACGCGAAGUACUUCGGUGUCUCACGUCACUCCACGUGCGUCGGGCAUUCAACACGGGGUGUCUCGAAUCCUGCCUGACCUUGCCAAUGGUGGACGGAUAUCACUAAAAAGGACCGAAGUUCGACCUUCACCAUGGCUGCACAUCUGUGCCAACCUUGAGCCAAAAUGAAGAUCCUCGACAAGGACGAAGAGCAAGAAUACUACAGCGCCAUCCGUAAGAACGGAGCAGCUGCUGGCGUCGCCGGCUUUCUAGUCGGUCUCGUUGCUACAGCAGGUCUACACCGAUACUAUGCACCAUUCAAGCAUCUGUCACCGGCCGUGCGAGGCACUUUCGUGGUAUAUCCCACCAUAAUGGGAAUCAGUUAUGGCUCAACCUAUGGAUCUCAUUCCUUCCAAUCGCGGAUCCACCCAGAGACCAAAGACUACAUCGAGCAGAGGGAAGACCUCUUUGAGAGGAUGCACGCGGGCGCCCAAAAGACCGACCUCUCACGAGAAUGGCUGUAUGAGCACAAAAUGCAGGUCUUGGGCGCCACAUGGGGCGUCUCGAUGAUCACCAGCCUGCAGAUGAUGGCCAGAGAUCCGUUUCAGACGGGCGCACGAAAGCUGGUCCAGGCUCGAGUCCUUGCACAAGCAACGACAUUGACGGCACUGCUCGCUCUGGCGCUCAUUGAAACGUACGAUAUGAGAGAAGGGAAAGGCAAGUACCAGAAGGUGCUGGUGGUGGACACGAGCAACCCCGAGCACCGCAAACAUCUGGACAAGAAGCUCGGCUCGGAGCUGCAUCCAACGCCCGUGACGCUGAAAGACAUUCUUGCAAGGACUGAGGAGCAGAGGGAGGACGAGCAGAAAUAGUGAGUGUUCAUGACGCUUGUAUCAAGAAUGGUGCAGAAGGGCUUUCCGCCAAUACCUGUGCGUUGUUGCGGAUGCUUUCCCACAGAAAAUGCACUCUGAUGGUGUCAGCACGUGGUUUUUCUCGCUGACGAUUCGGA
Messenger RNA from Exophiala xenobiotica, 1064 nucleotides. RefSeq lists its product as uncharacterized. The record is from RefSeq and is a predicted model, not a curated record. The transcript has 2 exons. NCBI's taxonomy places the organism in Eukaryota, Fungi, Ascomycota, Eurotiomycetes, Chaetothyriales, Herpotrichiellaceae. Gene Ontology annotation, biological process: mitochondrial respiratory chain complex IV assembly. Bases 241 to 927 code for a protein of 228 amino acids. Gene Ontology annotation, cellular component: mitochondrial inner membrane.